Messenger RNA from Kwoniella shivajii, 1590 nucleotides. RefSeq lists its product as uncharacterized. The record is from RefSeq and is a predicted model, not a curated record. Gene Ontology annotation, cellular component: plasma membrane. Lineage: Eukaryota; Fungi; Basidiomycota; Tremellomycetes; Tremellales; Cryptococcaceae. The transcript has 3 exons. The coding region runs from base 1 to 1590 and encodes 529 amino acids.
AUGAUUACUACUACUUCUCUCUUCGUAGCCACUCUCGGGCUGCUCUCCCUCGUUCAGGCACGACCUACUGCUGUUCAACGUGACUCUCAACUCACUUGGGUGCAAAAUGGAUGUCUGAUCGAUUCUUGGAAUCGGGCCCUUAGUGGAUAUCAAUUCAGCAAUGACACAGCGAUGACUCAAGAGCUUUGUCUGAGUACCUGUUUAUCCAAGGGUUUCACCUACGCCGGAAUGGAGUAUGGUAACCAGUGCUUCUGCGGCAAUGGCGUCACUUACGGCGAAUGGAGUUCAGGCGCGGGUGUCGACGAUAGCGCUUGUAAUGAAGUCUGUACUGGAAACAGCGCUGAAAAUUGCGGUGGUGAUUGGCGUCUCUGGAGUUUCCACUAUACCACUAAACCAGCUGCUUCAAGUGCUUCCUCUUCAGCCGCUGCUUCAAGCUCAUCCGCUUCAAGCUCCACUACAUCCAGCUCAACCGCCGCGAGCUCAUCUGCACCUACUCCUGUGUCUUCAAGCGCCGCUGCAUCCUCUUCAUCUGCCGCUGCCUCUUCAGCUGCCGCCUCAUCUGCUUCCUCUUCGAGUGCUUCGGUCUCUUCAUCGGCGAGUUCUGCUGCUCCCUCUUCAACAGAUUCUGUAAUCCCAUCCGGGUGGUCGAAAGCCUCCAAUCCAUGUGUCGCAGAAGGAACUUCUGGUCGAGCCCUUGUGGGAGCAUCUACUUCUUCUUCCUCGAUGACUUGGCAAAAAUGUGUCUCAUUCUGUUCUAACGCUGGCUACUCCAUCGCUGGUGUCGAAUAUUCCAGCGAAUGUUACUGUGGAAAUAUCUUGACGAAUGGAGCGGCACUCACCAAGACGUCCUCAAGCUGUAACAUGCCUUGCUCAGGUGGAUCUUCAGUCACUUGUGGAGGUAGUUCCGCGCUCAGUCUCUUCGUUUCGAAUACCGCCUUAUCCUCAUUAUCCGCCGAUUUAACUUCGAAGAUCGUCACUUUGCCAAGCGGUUGGUCAGCAGCAUCCACUACCUGUGUAGCUGAAGGUACAAGCGGACGAGCUCUUGAUUCAGCCAGUAAAUCCUCUUCUUCAAUGACUAUCGCCACUUGCGUCAACUACUGUCAAGGUAAAGGAUACCAAUAUGCUGGAUUAGAAUAUUCAAGUGAAUGUUACUGUGGAAAUGAUCUUGUCAACGGUGCUUCUCUCACUUUACCUUCUACAGGCUGUAACAUGCUUUGUUCAGGUGACGACACGACUUAUUGUGGUGGAUCAAACGCUUUGCAGCUUUACCAAAACCCUUCUUUAGCUCAAUCGCUCACUGUCGUCAACAAGUUCUCCGCUUCAGGCUGUAUUCAAGAAGUGUCUGGUCGAGCUCUCACUGGCGCUUCAAAGACUGCCAGUAACAUGACAGUCGAAAUCUGCACUUCAUUCUGUUCUGCUGGCGGCUUCACUUAUGCUGGUUUAGAAUAUGGCUCUGAGUGUUAUUGUGGUAACUCUUUCUCUAAUGGUGCUUCAACCUCUAGCCGAUCAAGCCAAUGUAACAUGGCCUGUGGAGGAUCAUCUUCGGAGACUUGUGGAGGACCUAAUGCUAUCUCAUUGUGGAAAGCGUAA